AUGGCAGUGGAUGUUUUGGUAGGCGCAUCAUGCGAUGUCAAUCUUUUAUAUUUACAAUCAUUUUUGAUUAAUCGUGCUUUACCAGUUGGUUUUCAAGUGGAUUAUUCGAGGUUAUCAACGAGUUGGUGUAAAUUUCGAAUUUAUUAUGGUCUCGUGUUAGCCAUUACAUCUCCAACAUUGGUGUGCAUAGCAGUGGUAGACAGAUAUUUAUUGUCUUGCUGUAAUGCUAACUUAAGAGCAUACAGUUCAUUGAAAAUUGCCAAAUUCGCCAUACAAAUAGUCAUUGCAUUCUGGAUGCUUGAAAAUAUUCCUGCUCUCAUAUUCUACAAUAUCAACGCAAGUUCAGUCUGCACUUAUAAUCGUCCUGAAUACACUAAUUAUUCAUCGUAUGUACUAUCCCCUAUACUUUACGGCUUAGCUCCCAUACUAAUCACAUCCAUCUUCGAUUUACUCACCUACAAAAAUAUGCGUCAACAAAUUGCUCCAUCAUCUUCAAGAGAGCGUCGUGAUGCACAAAUGUCAUCAAUGAUCAUGUUACAAAUAGUGUUGAUUGUUGUAUCAACACUUGCUGCUAUGAUAAGAAAUAUUUACGUUGGCAUCACAUUAAAUAAUCAAAGAGGUCCGUCUCACGUGAUAUGGGAGAAUUUUUUGGACAAAUAG
Molecule: messenger RNA, 660 nt
Organism: Didymodactylos carnosus
Lineage: Eukaryota; Metazoa; Rotifera; Eurotatoria; Philodinida; Philodinidae
Source: the annotation of a GenBank genome assembly